AUGGGGCCAGGUACCGCGGACUGUCUGAAGAUCCAGGGGAUCCGGAAUCAGCGGUCGGUGGAGAUGGCUCUUGAUCUCGAGAAGUUCUCGGGGAAGAAGUCGUCGAAACACCAGCAAUAG
Phytophthora nicotianae INRA-310 is the source of this 120-nucleotide messenger RNA. RefSeq lists its product as hypothetical. The transcript has 2 exons. The coding region runs from base 1 to 120 and encodes 39 amino acids. Lineage: Eukaryota; Oomycota; Peronosporomycetes; Peronosporales; Peronosporaceae. The record is from RefSeq and is a predicted model, not a curated record.